GGCACCGUUCUCUGUGCCGGGAGAGUGCUCCAAGAAUGGAAAGAUGGAGAGCAGUUUGUGCAGUAUAGCUCACUUUCCUCUAUCCCCUGUACUCUGUGCUGGGAAAAUGCAUCCAUUUGGAAAAGAGGAAGCUGCCUCGGUGUCGCAGCAAUUUGGAUUUUUUUGUGAGUGCCUGAAACGUGGAGAAUGGGAACUGGCACAGGCCAGUGUCCCUCAGCUACACAGAGGACAUGGGGAUAUCCCCAAGAAGGUGGAAGAGAUCCUGCAGGCUCUGGUGGCUUGUCCCAGCCUGAUGAGGUGUGGGCAGUAUAACAGUCCCCAAAGAUUGGCCUGGAUUUGGCUUCUGACACUAGAAAAAUGGCUAGAAUGGAACCUGAUUCUGGAUUUGCAGUCCACUCCAAUGUGGUCUGACUGGCAGACGUUGAAGAGGUGUUGUGCUGACAACCCACCAGUGGUCAUGGACCUGAUUCUAGAGGCAAAGGAAUAUGAGCUGUGUGAGGAGUGGGGCUGCCUCUAUCCUAUUCCCGGAGAACAUUUAAUCAGCUUGAACCAAAAACAUCCUCUCUACCUUCUAGAGAGUGGAGAUCAUGAAAAGGCCCUCCAGCUCCUUCAGAGAAUCUCUGACCCCACCAUGCGCCUUGAUGUCACAGAACGUUCCCUUGACCAGCAUCCCAGCCUGGCUGCCUCUCACUUUUUAGCCAACUACCUCACCACUCACUUCUACGGGGAACUGACAGCUACUCGACACUAUGAGAUCCAAGCUCUAUACGUGGGGUCCAAGAGUUUUUGACAUCAUGAAGCGCCGCCUGAACAACCAGGGC
Trichosurus vulpecula (common brushtail) is the source of this 821-nucleotide messenger RNA. RefSeq names its product zinc finger FYVE domain-containing protein 26-like. Gene Ontology annotation, cellular component: lysosomal membrane; centrosome; midbody. Gene Ontology annotation, molecular function: phosphatidylinositol-3-phosphate binding. Bases 44 to 790 code for a protein of 248 amino acids. Gene Ontology annotation, biological process: double-strand break repair via homologous recombination; mitotic cytokinesis; regulation of cytokinesis. NCBI's taxonomy places the organism in Eukaryota, Metazoa, Chordata, Mammalia, Diprotodontia, Phalangeridae. The record is from RefSeq and is a predicted model, not a curated record. The transcript has 7 exons.